Molecule: messenger RNA, 1617 nt
Organism: Cladophialophora psammophila CBS 110553
Lineage: Eukaryota; Fungi; Ascomycota; Eurotiomycetes; Chaetothyriales; Herpotrichiellaceae
Exons: 1
Coding region: 1-1617 (538 amino acids)
Biological process (GO): protein neddylation
Cellular component (GO): cytoplasm
Molecular function (GO): NEDD8 activating enzyme activity
Source: RefSeq, a predicted model, not a curated record
AUGACGGAGAUUGCGCCCCGCCAAGUCACUCCGCCUGCUCUCCAAGCGCCCACCGCCAAAGAGAAGAAAUAUGACCGCCAAUUGAGAUUAUGGGCUGCCUCAGGACAACGCGCCCUGGAAGAAUCCCAUGUUCUCUUAGUUAUAGGGGAUGAUGCCUUCGGCUCCAACAGCAGCGUUGCUGGCGCUGAGACUCUAAAGAACCUCAUCUUACCGAGUGUCGGCAGUUUCACCAUCGCAGACUCGGCCAAAGUCACCGAAAGAGAUCUGGGAAUCAACUUCUUCCUCGAGUCGGACAGUCUUCACAAAUCAAGAGGAGACGAGAUGAGACGGCUGCUACAGGAGCUGAAUCCCGACGUCACUGGCCACGCGAUUUCAGCUCCCUUGGCGGAAUGGCUCCCUGUGCAAGGGUCCCUCAAGCCUUACAAUCUGAUCCUCCUCUGUGCUCCGGUGGCUCGGGAACCGCUCGAGAAGAUAUGUGGUUAUGCGUUAGAGAACUCAAUACCAGUCAUCUAUGUCCAGUCAGCCGGCUUCUUUGCCUCUUUCUCGAUUCAACUGCCUACUGAAUUUCCCAUUGUGGAUACUCACCCUGAUCCUGAGAGCACCCAAGAUCUCCGUCUUCUUGCGCCUUGGCCUGAGCUCGACGCUGAAGCCGAUUCUCUCGGAGACCUCACAUCGUUGUCAGAUCACGACCACGGCCACAUCCCAUACAUUCUCAUUCUCUUACACUACCUCAGACGGUGGAAGACAGAUCACGAUAACAAGUAUCCCUCGUCGUUCAAAGAGAAGACCGAAUUUCGGGACCUUGUCGGGUCUGGUGCAAGAACAAACAACCCCGAAGGCGGCGAAGAGAACUUUGACGAAGCCUGUGCCGCGGUGCUCAAGAGCAUCGCUCCGCCACCAAUAGGCAGUGGGUGCAGGGAGAUGAUGUCUAUGCCUUCCUGCACCAGCCUAACCACAGAUUCGGCAAAUUUCUGGGUUGUCGCAAACGCUAUCAAAACGUUCUAUGACACUCACGGUGUUCUGCCGCUCCCUGGAGCUCUACCAGAUAUGAAAGCCACCAGUGCAGAUUACGUCAAGCUUCAGACCAUCUACAAGUCCAAAGCACGAGCUGACGUGGCGGAAGUAACUAAGCUUGUUCGUCAAAUCGAAGCGUCUUUUUCAAGAACGGCUUCGCAAGUUCCAGACUCGGAGAUUGAAGCCUUCUGCAAAAAUGCCUCUCAUGUACGCGUCUUGACGAACCAGAACAGGGAGGUCAUCCCUUCACUCCGCCUGAUGGUGUCUGACCCCAAAGUCCUCUCCCGUCUCGCAUCCAUUAUUGAAAAUGAUUGGGAGUCCCUUUCCCCUGUCUUCGUCGCGCUCAACAACAAAAGCUUCUCGUCGGACAUGCAGCUCAACGUGGAUUCACUGUCAUCCGACCCUGAGAUGCGCGAGAACAUUACCAAUGCUAUCACGGAAGCCGAGCGUGUGGAGGGCGGUGAGCUGCAUAACAUUUCCAGUGUAGUCGGAGGCAUGGUGGCGCAGGAGGCGAUCAAGCUGCUGACAAGGCAAUAUGUCCCUGUCAAUGGAACUUGCGUUUUCGAUGGGAUAAAGAGUAAGUCUGGGGUCUUCAAAUUCUGA